GCGACCGGAGACGGUGGACGAAACAGAAAGCAGAUCUAAAAAAGAGGCGAGAAAUUAGGACGCACAGAGAGGAUGUCAGCGCCAGAGGAAGGUUUGAAAGUCAGGAAAAGCGUCGGACUUUAGGUGUGCGCCUCCUUUAGAGGAGUUAGAGAGGAGAGGGAAGCGGUAAGUGAGGAGAAACCCUCCAAAACACCUGCGGAGGAAUCCAGGAGAUCCAUCAUCACAGACCUCAUGCUGCUUUAACUUUAGCAAUACUUUAACCAAUCAGAUCACUUUUUUGAACAGCUUUUUUUUUUUGUUCUAGAAGCUGCAGCAUUCACUUUAUAGAUUUAAACUUACUUUUGAUCAAUGCCUAUUUUAUACAAAACAAUCUAAACCCCCCAGAUUUGUGCAUUGUAGGUUUGUUCUUUUUAGUCCAUCAGCACCAGCAGUCCAUGAUUUAGUAUGGACCAAGAUCCUACCCUCCUUCAGUUGCUGUCACACACCUUGAACUGGGCUGUCACCCUGAGCCUCUGAGCUCCAACCCUCCCCAAUGAAGCAGUCGUGGUGGGCCAGCCUGGCACCGCUUGGCCUGCUCGCUGCUUGUACCUGGUUAGGCGUGGUCCAGGGAUGUGGACCGGGUCCUGGGUACGGCACGCGUUCCAGGCCCAGGAAGCUCACACCGAUGCGUUACAAGCAGUUCUUCCCAAACUUCUCAGAGAACACCCUUGGGGCCAGUGGCAGGGCUGAGGGCAAGAUCUCACGCAACUCGGAGCGCUUCAAUCAGCUGGUGUGCAACUACAACCCAGACAUUAUCUUCAAGGAUGAGGAGAACACCAGCGCAGACCGGGUCAUGACCAAGAGAUGUAAGGACUGUUUGAACAGGCUUGCAAUUGCUGUGAUGAACCAGUGGCCAGGGGUGCACCUGCGUGUGACAGAAGCCUGGGAUGAAGACGGCCACCACCCUCCAGGCUCUCUGCACUACGAAGGCCGGGCUGUGGAUAUAACUACGGAUGACAGAGAAACAAAGAAGUACGGCAUCCUGGCUCAGCUGGCUGUAGAGGCCGGCUUUGACUGGGUCCAUUAUGAGUCCAGAUAUCACAUCCACUGUUCAGUAAAAGCAGAUAAAUCUGAAGCAGUGGAAAGGGGUGGCUGUUUCCCAGGCUGGGCCCGGGUGACCGUUGCUGGAGGGAAGCAGAAGACUCUGUCAUCAUUGGCCCCUGGCGACAGGGUCCUGGCUCUGUCUGGGACAGGCCAAGUCAUUUAUAGCCAAGUACUCCUGUUUCUGCACCGGGAUCAGGAAAAACAGUCUCUCUUUCUGUCUCUGGAGACAGCUGGUGGACACCGACUGGUCCUGACUACACAUCAUUUAAUGUUUUUAGACCCUGACUGCGGACACAGGGAGCAUCAGGCUCAGUUUGCCAGCAGGGCCAAAGUUGGGGACUGUGUCCUCAUCAGCACGGCAGGAGGCCAAACUGAAAAAUCUCGGAUCGUGUCCAUUUCUCUCACUGAAAGCAUGGGUGUGUUUGCACCCUUGACUGAAGCUGGAACUUUAUUUGUUGACGGGGUGCUGGUUUCCAGCUACGCACUGCUGGAGGACCACAACCUUGCACACUGGGCAUUUGGACCUUUGCGACUUCUCCACUCACUGGACCAGUUAUUUUGGAGGAAAACUGCAAAAGAAGAGCAAUCAGCUUGCACUAAGACUGAAAAACAGUUUGGCACUUUGACUGCAUCGGACAAAGCAAGUAUAAACAAACAUGACAAUGGCAGUGAACCUCUCGCUGUGAAAGAUCAGGAGCAGUGCUUCUUGGAGAUAUCAGAUGUACACUGGUAUGCUAGAUUACUCUACAAAUUUGCAUGCAUCUUUUUAGACUCCAACGUUUUCCAACAUUAAAGGUUAAAACUUACAUAGACCACAGGUCAUACCUCAAUUAAACCUGCCAUUAUUUCAAAUAAGAAAAAAAAGUAAGCCACUGGUAAAGCUAAUUGGCUUUUUCCACUACUGUUUGUAUCCUAAUGUACUGUCAAUGCCUAACAUAAGCGCUCUGUUAAAUAUGUUGAAUAAUACAAUUAUUGAUUACAAAGGAUCAAUGCCAUAUAUUACUGUAUAUCAACCAGUAUUUGUGCAGCUGUUUUUUUUCCUUUUUCUACAAAAAGUGUAAAAAAUCUAAUGGGAUGGGAAUGAAUAUAAAACAGAAUCUUUAUUUUUAUACUUUAUGAAUCAUAAUAUAUAGAGUUUUCAAUUUAUUGUUGUAAUAAUUUCACAACUUUUAUUGUAAGCACUGACUUGGUAUCAUAUCAACAAACAAAUAAAAAUUUAAUUCUGGAAAGCAACAUUUGGGUUUUAAUUAACUGCUUUACCUGAUUCCUCUUUUACUUGUUAAGUGCAGAGCCCGUUAAGUUUCCGGAAGUUUAAGAAGUUAAUGAAAAGCCCAGAUACACUUAAUAUUCCCCCAGCUGUGUCCCUCUGUGGGUUUAGUGCCCUGAGGUUCCCCAAAAUAAUUUAGAAACGGGUUUAGUGUGUAUGAACUGGAACAGUCUGCAUCUAAAUAUGCAUCUGUUUUAUGAUGUUCAGUUUAACUUCUGUUUUUUUGAAUCUACGUACUAAUUUUGUUUGGCGGACAAACAUUGCAAAAUUCAUGUCACAGUAUGUUUCCAAAUGUAACAAAAAGUUGACUAAAACGAAACAAUUUUAAUGUACUUUAAUGUGGCAAAUCUCCAUAUUUUUUUAAGCAUAGGGGUUGAAUUUCCAGCUUCUAGGCCUUGUGAUUGGUUGGGUUUGAUGGACCGGCACAGAGAGCUGCACAACUACAAGAUGGAAGAAUGGUAAUCUGUAGUUUUCAGCCUGUUUUUACUUAUUUAUUUUUCAUGUUUUAUCAAUAUUUUAAUUGAGCAUGGCUAUACUGUAACUAUGAAUGUGGUUUUGCUUUUUGAUGUCUAUAGAAAAACAAUGCUGCAUCUUAACCAGGAAGUAAAUGCUCAACAUUUUAUAUACAAAAAAACCAAACGUGUGUGUGUUUAUAAUUACUUUGAGUAAGGAUGAUAGAUCAGGUAAACUAAUUGCAGCAUUCACUGCAGAAUUAAACUUUCAAAUAAUACAUUAACAAGUAGCACUUUUGGUCUUUGUGGUUGAGGGUAAUGAUUAGUAAAACCAGAGCUACAGCUUAAUUUAUUGAUAGUGCACUUUAAAAAAUGAAUUAUUCAUCCGUUCACUGUACUCACCAACUUGCAUUUGCAGUUUCCUAUCUAUAGUAGUCGUUAAGGAAAAGGCUGGUUCACAACCUGCACAGGUCUUCCACUGAGAAACUAAUUAACCAAGUGGUCAUAAAUCUGGAGUCCAGGAGGAGAGAACCUGCACACUGCAUGCAGAAGGGAUUCAACUAAAGACCACCUUUCUACAAGACAACUGCUCCACUGUGAAGUCCACCUUGAACUAUGGAAAAAUUACAUUUCAGUCAUAAUUGAUUCUGUUUAUUUGAAUGAUGAAUUAUAUAUUUUAUAUUUUCCCAUGAAUAGAGGAAAACAUUAUCAAAUGAUGGAAAUAAAAUAU
Molecule: messenger RNA, 3532 nt
Organism: Cyprinodon variegatus (sheepshead minnow)
Lineage: Eukaryota; Metazoa; Chordata; Actinopteri; Cyprinodontiformes; Cyprinodontidae
Gene: dhh
Product: desert hedgehog protein A-like
Exons: 3
Coding region: 533-1876 (447 amino acids)
Biological process (GO): regulation of gene expression; cell fate specification; multicellular organism development
Molecular function (GO): patched binding; calcium ion binding
Source: RefSeq, a predicted model, not a curated record